UAUAUAUAUAUAUAUAUAGGCCUCCUGUUCUUGCUCCUCAAUUUGGUGCUACAAUUAGAACAAAAUAAAGUUCACUACGCAUCCUCUCUUGUAUUAUGUAUCAAUCAAGCAAUAAUUCCAAGCCUCCUUGUUUAGUUGUUUUGUUGAUAAAUAAUAAUAUGAAGUUCCUUUUUAUGGUUUCCUUUCUUUUCGCGUCCUCAGAAGGAGAAGCGGCCAUCAUGAGACCCGGUCCAGCGCCCUUACGGCCCACGAACCGGCCCCGGCGGCGGCCCGACCUGACCCUCCCCCUUCCCCAGCGGGACGCUUCCCUCGCGAUGCCACUGCCACUCCCGCCGCCCACCUCCGCCACCCCUCCCACUGCAUCCUCCCAGAUCCCGGUCCUCUCCGACCUGGAGCGCCUCCGACGCAUCGGCAGCGGCAGCGGAGGCACCGUCUGGAUGGUCCGGCAGCGCCCCACCGGACGGAUCUACGCCCUCAAGAUCAUCUACGGCAACCACGAGGACGCCGUCCGCCGACAGAUCUGCCGCGAGAUCGAGAUCCUCCGCACCGCCGAUAACCCGUACGUCGUUCGGUGCCACGGAAUGUACGACCACGCCGGCGAGAUCCAGAUCCUCCUCGAGUACAUGGACGGGGGAUCCCUCGAGGGCCGCCGCAUCUCCUCCGAGCCCUUCCUCGCCCACGUCGCCCGCCAGGUGCUCGCCGGAUUGGCCUACCUCCACCGCCAGCGCAUCGUCCACCGCGACAUCAAGCCCUCCAACCUCCUCAUCAACUCCGCCCGCCAGGUCAAGAUCGCCGACUUUGGCGUCGGUCGGAUCCUCGCCCAGACCAUGGACCCCUGCAACUCCUCCGUCGGGACCGUCGCCUACAUGAGCCCCGAGCGCAUCAACACCGACCUCAACCAUGGCAUCUACAACGGCUACGCCGGCGACAUCUGGAGCUUCGGCCUCAGCAUCCUCGAGUUCUACCUCGGCCGCUUCCCCUUCGGCGAGAACAUCGGCCGCCAGGGGGACUGGGCCUCCCUCAUGUGCGCCAUCUGCUACUCCAACCCCCCGGAGGCGCCGCGCACCGCCUCGCCGGAGUUCCGGAGCUUCAUCGCCUGCUGCCUCCAGAAGGAGCCCGCCAGGCGGCUCACCGCCCUCCAGCUCCUCCAGCAUCCUUUCAUCACCCAUCACUCUCCUUCCUCAUCCUCGUCAUCUCACCCGUGAUAAAGACGUUUUUAAGCUCGGAUUAUAAAAAAAAAAAAUCAAUUGCCCCUGCUUUCUUCCCUUCCCAAGUGGAUUCCAUGAAAGAAAGGAAAGAUUUUGAUGGGUGGGUGAGACAAAAUGGUGUGUUUUUCCCCUCUUUUUAAUUGAAAGUUAGCUUUAUUUUUUUUUAAAAAAAAUUUCUUUGAUUUUGGUCAUAUUAAAUGGAAGUGCCAUUUUUUUUUUUGCCUUUUUUUUUAUGAUGGUGGUGGUGGAAAAGGGGGAGAUGGGCUGUGGCUUUUGAUGUAUUCUCUACUCCGAGGAGGGAUUGGGAUUAGACUAGAUGCAUGCGUUAGAACGAUCAACAAAACCAAAAUAAAGUGGGAAUCAAUCUCUUUUUUGUUUAUUGUUCUUCUUCUUUACUGUUCUCAUUUGCUUGGCUUUUCCUCCCCCCCCCCCCCC
This is a messenger RNA of Phoenix dactylifera (date palm), 1643 nucleotides long. The record is from RefSeq and is a predicted model, not a curated record. Lineage: Eukaryota; Viridiplantae; Streptophyta; Magnoliopsida; Arecales; Arecaceae.